Messenger RNA from Scomber japonicus (chub mackerel), 1388 nucleotides. RefSeq names its product putative E3 ubiquitin-protein ligase UBR7. Gene Ontology annotation, molecular function: ubiquitin protein ligase activity; zinc ion binding. Gene Ontology annotation, cellular component: cytoplasm. The transcript has 12 exons. The record is from RefSeq and is a predicted model, not a curated record. Lineage: Eukaryota; Metazoa; Chordata; Actinopteri; Scombriformes; Scombridae. The coding region runs from base 38 to 1177 and encodes 379 amino acids.
GCUGGUUCGGGCGGAGAAGUUCCGGUUUGACUCGGUGAUGAUGUCAGAGGAGCAGACUGUGUCUCUGGUCGAUGUUCUGGAGGAAGAUGAAGAGUUGGAGGAAGAAGCUUCAGCCGUGUUGGCAGGAAGUGACUCUGAUCACUGCUCAUACCCCGAGGGCUACGUGCAGCGGCAGGCUCUCUAUGCGUGUAACACGUGUUCUCCUCGGGGCGGAGAGCCAGCAGGCGUGUGCUUAGCGUGUUCAUAUAAAUGCCACGAAGGUCACGACCUCUUCGAGCUCUACACCAAGAGGAAUUUCCGCUGUGACUGUGGAAACAGGAAGUUCACAGAGCUGCAGUGUAAACUCUUUCCUGACAAAGACGAGCUCAACAGUCUCAACAAAUACAGCCACAACUUCUUUGGAGAGUACUGCACCUGCAGCCGGCCCUACCCGGAUCCAGAAGACCAGGUGGAGGAUGAAAUGAUUCAGUGUGUGGUGUGUGAGGAUUGGCUGCACGGCAGGCACCUGGGCUGUGAGGUUCCAGACUGUGUGGAGCUGCAGGAGAUGAUCUGUGAGUCCUGUAUGAAUAAAAACCCCUUCCUGUGGACCUUCGCCGCUCACCUGGCAGUUCCAGAUGAGUCAGCAGAAGAAGUGGUGAAGGAGGAAACGGCAGGAACAAAUGAGUCAAACGCGAACCAGAAUCAGUCUGAAGAGGUUGAUGAUGUCAUCGAGCCAAACUGUAAGCGCAGCCGUCAGGAGGCGGAGCCGAGCUGCAGACUGAAGGAGCUGCAGGCGACCGGCCAGAAAAGAGUCCAAUCAGGAGCCGUGUUCUGGCCUUCAGCGUGGCGCUCCAAACUCUGCUCCUGCAACACCUGCCAGGAGACGCUCUCUGAAGCCAGCCUGUCCUUCCUGCUCGAUGAAUCCGACACCGUCCUCGCCUACGAGAACAAAGGAAAGAACAGCGAACAGAGAACGCCGGGUCACGACCCUCUGAUGUCAGCGCUGGACAACCUGAACCGAGUGCAGCAGCUGGAGAUCAUCCACGGAUACAACGAUAUGAAAACUGAACUGAAGGACUUCCUGCAGAGAUUCGCAGCCGAGGGAAAGGUUGUGACUCCUGAUGACAUCCGCCAGUUCUUUGAGCAGCAAAGUCGCAAAAGAAGACAAGUCGAUGCCGGGCGCCUCUACUCCACCUGAUGACCUCUGACCUUUACAUCUACUCCACCUAAUGACCUCUGACCUUUACAUCUACUCCACCUGAUGACCUCUGACCUUUACAUCUACUCCACCUGAUGACCUCUGACCUUUACAUCUACUCCACCUGAUGACCUCUGACCUUUACAUCAACUCCACCUGAUGACCUCUGACCUUUACAGUGCGCCCAGUGACCUUUGACUUUCGGACCUUU